AUGGCCGAUCAACUGAAACCGUACAAGAUUUCCGUACCGGAUGAAAAUCUCCAAGACCUUCAGCAGCGCCUAGCACUUUCCAAAUUCGCAACCCAGCUGGAGUCCUCGGAACAAGAUCCUUGGGAUUUUGGAACUCCAGUGGAAGAAGUACAGCGACUCAUAAAGUAUUGGAAGAAUGGAUUUGACUGGCGAAUGGCAGAAGCCAAGUUGAAUGAACUGCCCCAAUAUCAAACGCAGAUCGAGGUAGAUGGAUUUGGCAGUUUGGAUAUCCACUAUGUCCACCAAAUCAAUACCAACAAGAACGCAAUCCCGCUGCUUUUUAGCCAUGGAUGGCCAGGAUCGUUCAUUGAAGUCACAAAACUGUUACCAAUGCUGAAAGGCGGCGCCGAUAGUCCCGCAUUCCACGUUGUGGCUCCAUCGCUGCCCAAUUUCGGCUUCUCUUCCGGAGUAACCCGUCGUGGGUUUGGCCUUGUACAGUAUGCCGAAGUCCUGCACAAGCUUAUGAUCAAGCUCGGCUAUGAUCAGUAUGUAACUCAGGGCGGAGAUUGGGGAUUCUGGAUCACUAGAACUAUCGGUCUUCUAUACCCCGAGCACUGCCAAGCCUCUCAUAUCAACAUGGUGCUGGCUAAUCCCCCUCGAUUCACCGAUAACCCAUGGGCAGCUCUACAACACGCAUUGCUGCCGUACAAUGACCGGGAAAAAGCAGGCCGCGAAAGGAGUGAAUGGUUCGAACGAGAAGGCUACGGUUACAACCAACUUCAAAGUACCAGGCCGCAGACCAUCAGUGCAGCACUAGAAGAUAGCCCUGUUGCCUUGUUAGCCUGGAUUUACGAGAAACUGCAUGACUGGACAGACUGGUAUCCCUGGACCGACGAUGAAAUCUUAACCUGGAUAUCUAUCUACUGGUUUUCUGCAGCUGGGCCCGCGGCUAGUGUCCGCAUAUACUAUGAGGCUUUCCACGUCGAGACAGUCAAGGGAAAGUCCUACAAGGACUUGAUUGCACACGUCCCGCGUGUGAAGCUGGGAAUUGCGCACCUCCCUCGUGAAAUAUCUGUUAUUCCUUGCUCUUGGGCUGCUGGUUUGGGUCCGGUUGUUCAACAGAACGAGCAUCCCCGUGGAGGCCACUUUGCCGCUUGGGAGGUUCCUGAUUCGAUCCUCCAGGACUUGCGGGCCAUGUUUAACAAGGAUGGUCCUUGCUACGGGGUUAUUUCAGGCAAAAACGGAUACUAA
Molecule: messenger RNA, 1230 nt
Organism: Penicillium expansum
Lineage: Eukaryota; Fungi; Ascomycota; Eurotiomycetes; Eurotiales; Aspergillaceae
Product: epoxide hydrolase family protein
Exons: 4
Coding region: 1-1230 (409 amino acids)
Biological process (GO): epoxide metabolic process
Molecular function (GO): epoxide hydrolase activity
Source: RefSeq, a predicted model, not a curated record